AUGGCCUCCAAGCUCAAGGAGCGGAGGAGGACGCCGGUUUCCCAUAAAGUGAUUGAGAAGCGGAGGAGGGACCGCAUCAACCGCUGCCUCACCGAGCUGGGGAAGACGGUGCCCAUGGCUCUGGCCAAGCAGAGCUCGGGGAAGCUGGAGAAAGCGGAGAUCCUGGAGAUGACGGUGCAGUACCUGCGGGCCCUGCACUCGGCGGACUUUCCCCGCGGCCGGGAGAAGGCAGAGCUGCUCUCCGAGUUCGCCAAUUACUUCCAUUAUGGCUACCACGAGUGCAUGAAGAACCUGGUCCACUACCUGACGACGGUGGAGAGGAUGGAGACCAAAGACACCAAGUACGCCCGCAUCCUGGCCUUUCUCCAGUCCAAAGCACGCUUCGUUACUGAGCCUCUCUUCACGUCCCUGGGCUCCCUCCCGGAGCCGGACUUUUCCUACCCGCUGCAUCCUGGGCCCGAGUGCCCCGGGCACGUCCACAGUCCCGCCGAGGGCGUGCUCCAGCCUCCCUCGGGGGGGCCAUUCCCCUGGCACGGCGCCGCCCGCAACCCCUCCCUGCCCUACCACUUGCCCAGCGCCGCCGUACCCCUCGCCAGCCCCGGCCAGCAGCGCAGCACUUUCCUCUCAUCCGUGCAGGGGCUGGACCGCCACUACCUCAACCUCCUCGGCCAUUCCCACCCCAACGCGUUCGGGCUGCCCCCGGGCCAGCACCCCUCCAUGCUAUAGAGACUCGUCCCGCCUGAAAACAAACACCUAUUUAUGACCGCGAACACUGCGAGUUACACCCGGGCGCACGGGGAGGCUGCCGGGGGCAGGGAGAUGAGCAGGGGUCCCGGCUGGCGAUGAGCCCCCGGGGCCCAGAUCUGCCCCCGCCCACUCCAGGGGCCUGAAGCUGCCCCCACCCGC
This is a messenger RNA of Vidua chalybeata, 906 nucleotides long. RefSeq names its product helt bHLH transcription factor (gene HELT). Gene Ontology annotation, biological process: regulation of transcription by RNA polymerase II; anterior/posterior pattern specification; regulation of neurogenesis. Bases 1 to 726 code for a protein of 241 amino acids. The record is from RefSeq and is a predicted model, not a curated record. The transcript has 4 exons. NCBI's taxonomy places the organism in Eukaryota, Metazoa, Chordata, Aves, Passeriformes, Viduidae. Gene Ontology annotation, molecular function: protein dimerization activity; DNA-binding transcription factor activity, RNA polymerase II-specific; RNA polymerase II cis-regulatory region sequence-specific DNA binding. Gene Ontology annotation, cellular component: nucleus.